Filobasidium floriforme is the source of this 780-nucleotide messenger RNA. RefSeq lists its product as uncharacterized. The transcript is spliced from 7 exons. The record is from RefSeq and is a predicted model, not a curated record. The coding region runs from base 96 to 749 and encodes 217 amino acids. Lineage: Eukaryota; Fungi; Basidiomycota; Tremellomycetes; Filobasidiales; Filobasidiaceae.
AAACACAUCUCAAUCUUUACCUUCAACGGCAAGUCGAGAUAGCACCUAUCCUUUACCCGUGGAACAAGUCAUCCUUGCAUUCGAAGUCACCCGAAAUGAGUCAGAACGACAAUACUAGCCUGACGGCCAGCUCCAUUGGCCCGACAUCAAGCGCCUGGGAUUCGAUCCAAGACAGAUCGACCAUGCAAACCAUCGGGACUGAGCUGUCUCGAACGGCGAUGGAUUCCACGUCUGCUUCUGAAGUCAUUUCGAAGAUGCGUGAUGAGAACCCACAUUCCUUCGUUGGACAAGAGCAGGCGGUGCAAGUUAUAGAGAUGGUUCUCGAAUGGCUUCAACUCGUCAAAGAUGACCUUCCUUGCAUGAGCGUUUGGCAGAAUCGCAGCGACGCAAAGCUCGAUCCUGAGCUCUCGCAGAGAUUGGUAUCAUUGUUCCAAGGAGCUGUUUAUCAUACCGUCAAGUCAGGGGUCACGAGGGUGUUCCGCCAGGAUCCCCCAGUCAUCGAACUCAACCGGCACACCUUGGAUUUAAUGGCCGAGGUCUUUACGGACCUGUACUUCCGGUACCCUGCCUGGCUGAAGGAAUGGGUACAGGCAGUCACGUAUGAUGAUCGCGACAUGGAUGUGAUCACAAAGUUCGGAUCCGAGGGGAAGAUGAUCGCAGGUCGCAUCAAAGACCUUGACAAGGUCAAGAAGGCCAAAAGGCCCCAGGAGCAACAGGAGGCCGAACAGCCGGCUCCGAGUGCGAGUUGAUCAUAUCGUGCACCAUGCAUCAUAUCGACAU